AUGAUGAGUGCCCUUGGAUACCCAUCGCUUACAAAACUAACGGGCAUCUUCUCCACAGCAGGCCCCAACGCGGCCAUGCAAAGGAGCAUGGACCUCUACACUGCCGGGUGCGUCAGCUUCUGCCUAACGACCAACGCGGACGUAACGGUGGUCAUGCAACUACCGUCACCCCGCAGGGAAUAGAGCACCCCUCGAAUCCUCGUCAAGCGCCGCCAGCCCAAAGACGUGGACAACUUAACUUUUCUAGUAAGCACAGUCUCUUGCAGCACAAAAAUCGACUAAGAGGUUGCUAGUCGACUCUCCAAAUCCAGCCAGGCCUUUGGUGGACAGUGAGCCUCCGCGUGGACUCGCCGCGGUCUUCAACUGAACACCAACAGGAAAGUAUGCGAGGCCAUCUUAUUGAAGGCACUGCUCUGCGGAGCGAAGAUCUGGAAGGUUCACUCAAAUCAAGCUAGGAUGCUGAACCACUUUCAUGUCAGCUGACCCUGCAAAAUAUUGAAGUUGCGAUGCAGGACAUUAUCCCGAACCGGAAUCCCUAGCAUCCCCGCCGUGUUGAGGAAACUGCGAGUGCGAUCGAGCGGCCACGGUGUGAGGAUGGACGACACUCGUCUACCAAAAGAACUCUUCUAUGGAGGCGUCGUUACGGGUACUGGUCGACAUGAAGGUCAAAACCACCGCUAGAAGGACACUCCUUAGAACUCUCUGAAACAACUGCGCACAAACCCGGAGACCUGGGGUGGCCGCACCUAGGACAGGCCGGUUUCGAGAAGAGUGGUGGAGGACGGUGCAGCCAUAUAUAAAGCUUGCCGGGUCGCAGCUGCCAAAGCCAAGAAAGGACGUCGACAUUCUUAGACGCUCCUGACCCGCAACAUCACUGAGCCCCACCCAGCAUAUCCGCGCUGUUAAUCAACAUUCCGAGCGCAGAUCCGCCCCGUCGGUCAUCUAGGACCGUCCCUGCCCCAGCCACCGCGCCGAUCAAGACGGGGGCCACCGUCACCGCCACGGAUCCAAAUUCCCAUAUACCGCCGCCAUCUAUCGCCCCCCACCUCCAUCGCCUCUGCACAAUCACCGCGGUGACGACGAAAACAACUACUUCUACCAGCCCGCCACCCACCGAAACGCUCCUGACGCCCUGUCAAUCGCCACCACCACCUCCAGCAAUGUAG
Spirometra erinaceieuropaei is the source of this 1166-nucleotide messenger RNA. NCBI's taxonomy places the organism in Eukaryota, Metazoa, Platyhelminthes, Cestoda, Diphyllobothriidea, Diphyllobothriidae. The record is from the annotation of a GenBank genome assembly.